Messenger RNA from Siniperca chuatsi (mandarin fish), 2580 nucleotides. It is a transcript of the gene ccdc28a, whose product is annotated as coiled-coil domain containing 28A. Lineage: Eukaryota; Metazoa; Chordata; Actinopteri; Centrarchiformes; Sinipercidae. The transcript has 10 exons. Bases 563 to 1141 code for a protein of 192 amino acids. The record is from RefSeq and is a predicted model, not a curated record.
GAUGGCUAAUUCCGCAUGAAUGUGAUGUAAUGUUGAAGCUUUGCCCCAAAAUUGUAGUAAGAAGUGGUGCCAAGAUGAAAAGAAAGGAAGGAAAGAGAAACUAACUAAUGACAAAGUUUUUUAUCAGAAGAAAAGAAACUGGUACAGAGUGAAGCAGCGAUUUCCCACCACCUGAUGAUGUUACUGAAGACAUGGCACAAGGAACUUUCCAAGUGUUCCCUGGAAGGAACAAACCCAGUUAUCAUCAACCAACGUGGGUGAAAUAAGAUUUAAGGAGCAUUUCUAAAUGUGGAUGAGGGGGCAAGAUCCAUUGUGCCAGAUCUCCUUCUGUCUCCUUCCUCCAUCGUCCCUCCUUCGAUCCUUCCGUCCCAACUUCCAUCCGAUCGACGGUCUGGAGAAAAGCUAAUAACAGUCCAGGAGUCCCCGUCAGGACCCCUAGGCGUCCCUGUGCUUGCCUGCCAAAAACGUCUGCAUCUCCUGGACCCCCUCGAGGCAGGGGACAGCCAAAUGUCACUUGGACCCUCUACAGAGUGCUAACCAGACAGCACCGUAACAUGAAGUUAUGGAGGAACGAAAGCUAAAAAGAAAGAGUCCCAGGACAACCACCAACACGGCAGCUCCGACUAGUGUCUCUGGCCGGAAAACCAACGCUUCCUCCGGAGGACGACACGUAGGCUACAGCCAUAACAUGGGGACUCACUCCAGCCAAAAGAGCAAGAGUAGGAGGGGAGUUAGAGAUAAACCCAGGCAUCAUGUGGGCUUGGGUGGUAAAGCUAGUCAGAGCCAGGGCCAGGCAGCACCUACCAUCCAGCACUCCUUUCUGACUGAUGUUUCAGAUGUACAGGAAAUGGAGAAUGGCCUGCUGAGCCUCCUUAACGACUUCCACUCAGGGAAACUACAAGCAUUUGGCAACGAGUGCUCCAUUGGCCAGAUGGAGCAUGUGAGAGAGAUGCAGGAGAAGCUGGCCCGUUUGCACUUUGACCUCUAUGGUGAGGUGGACGAAAUGCCCGAGGACCAGAGGAAAACAGCCUGCGACACCAACAUGGACAAAUUACUCCUUAAUCUUGAGGAGCUGAGUUCUUCUAUUCAGAAACUGAAUCUAGCAGACUCCCAAGAGAUACCGAGGACUGCCAGCAUGUGAUUUUCUCUUCUCCUCUCUUCUCUUCUCAAUCACAUCUGACCCGACUGUUUGUUUUAUGUCACCUAGAGGGGCACCAACAGAUAAGGUGGAGUUGAAUCAAGUUUGAGGCACUAUUUCUCUUAAAUAUUAUGGCAGAAAUGGCAACAAAGCUGUUCACCAGCGUUCCCUGUCUGUACAGGGAAGAUGGAUGUAUUGUAAGAUGUCCCUACAGGGAUGCACUGACAGCCUUAUUUUUCACUAAUAUUGAUUAGAAAAUAGUUCUAAUCCUAUCUUCUAUCUCAGCAAGAGGACAAUAAUUAACUUACUGAAAUAUGAUUGAAUUUCACCACCUCCUCUGAUAAAUCAGAUACAGUAUAUUCACUUUUCUCUCAGUCAGAGUUAUGAGAUCUUAAGCUACUAUCUGACCUACAGUACAGUUUACUUUACAUAUUGGCAUUGGUGCAUCCCUGCCAUGGCCUGUUUUUAAAGUCAAGUUGUGGUCAAUUCACUAAUUCCCAAACAGUCUACAUUUGCAAUACAUUGCUAACCAAAGUGAUACUGAUAUAAAGCACUCACCUUGUUUUGUAGAUUCAUUCACAAGUCCUUGAAAGGAAAUCUUCAGUGUUUAUUUAUCGGCUUUUAAAAGUGAACUGACUGCAAACUUGCUCCUUUUAGCUAUUUUAAUAUAUAUAUCUCAUUCUGUUGCACUUUGUCUUAUCUAUUGUCACAGGUCAAUCAGUGUCUGUAACAUGACAAACUAAAGACCCAGAGCUAGACUUAUCAAAAUAUAGAAACAGAAAUAUGUUUAGAAUUGUUUCUCAACAUAGAGCUUUAAACCCAAGUUUAUAUCUUAACUGUGAGACAAUAAAAAGCUAAAAAAUAUUCCCUGAUAAGAUUAAAUGGUAAUUAAAUUAAUAAAAUCUUAAAUAACGUUUAAAAGCACAGUAGAUUCUGACCAUAGAAACUGCGCUGUAUGUUAUGGGUAAAACAAAUAAGCCGUGACCCCAGUUUGUGAUUUUGCAUAUGAUUUCUUGCUACAUGUCAGUGGCCUGAUAUCACCUCCAACACCUUGCUCAGUGUUGAAUAUAUUUGCACAUAUCCAUGCAACAUGUGUAACACACUGCACAUUAUCACUGGUGUGUUGGUUUGACGGUGGAAAAGAAUAAUCCAAAUGUUGAUACCACAACCAUGCCUUAAUUUUUUAAUUUAAUCAUUUUUGCCUUAUAUGUUAUAACCUUUUAAUUGACGUACAUAGAACAUGUUGAUUUUAGGUUUGGUGUUUUAAAAUAAUAUAAUCAUUUGAUGCUGCUUUGAUUGUAAAUCCUACUUUAUUUUGUCGCUUCUUAUUUUAACCAGUGUUGUUGGGUGGGAUGAGGGAUGAUAUUUAAGUGUUUUGCUGUUUUAUCUGUUUGGUGAUUUUAUUUUUAUUGACUAAAUAAAUGUGUUGUUUGAAAAUGUUG